CCGCCGUCGCCUUCUUCUUCUUCUUCUUCUUCUUCCUCUUCUUCCCCGUCGCCGCCGCCGCCUGAAACGAUAUUUCCCUCGCUCUUUCCUCGCAUCCGAUCGCGAGACCCGCGGCUGAAAUCUCUCUCUCCCUCCCUCUCUCUCUCUCUCUCUCUUUCUCUCUCUCUCUCAUGAAACUCUCGCGUAAAUCGGGAGGCCUUAUCUCCAUCUCUUCUGCUAUUUUCGUUUCCAGUUCCAAUAUAGCUCGGUCGCAAGCUUGACGGGGAUGGGGAGGGGGAAGAUAGUGAUACGGAGGAUCGACAACACGACGAGCAGGCAGGUGACGUUCUCGAAGCGGAGGAAUGGAUUGUUGAAGGGCGAGGAGCUCGCCAUCCUGUGCGACGCCGAGGUCGGGGUCGUCAUCUUCUCCAGCACCGGCAAGCUCUACGACUUCGCCAGCUCCAGCAUGAGCAAGGUAAUUGAGCGGUACGACAAAUUAAAAGAAGAGACUGAUCAAUCUGCGAGCCCAAUGGCUGAACUUAAGCUUCUACAGUCUUGGAAUUGGCAGAAGUAUUAGAUACAGGCAGGGAUGAAAGAAGUGGAAAGUGUAUCUCCCAUCACACAGCCAC
Eucalyptus grandis is the source of this 608-nucleotide messenger RNA. Its product is annotated as agamous-like MADS-box protein AGL21. Bases 266 to 556 code for a protein of 96 amino acids. Gene Ontology annotation, molecular function: DNA-binding transcription factor activity, RNA polymerase II-specific; RNA polymerase II cis-regulatory region sequence-specific DNA binding; protein dimerization activity. The record is from RefSeq and is a predicted model, not a curated record. The transcript is spliced from 4 exons. Gene Ontology annotation, biological process: positive regulation of transcription by RNA polymerase II. NCBI's taxonomy places the organism in Eukaryota, Viridiplantae, Streptophyta, Magnoliopsida, Myrtales, Myrtaceae.